AUGGGAGCUCGUUGCUCCAAGCUAUCUCUUUGCUUCUGGCCGUCCAACAUCAAAUCCAAUCUUAACGACUCUUCAGACAUAGAGAAUGGGAACAAAAAUGAGAAGGACUCGCUGCCUGGGUUCAGUGAGUUCACCUUGGACCAACUGAAAGCUGCCACGUCAGGAUUCUCGUCCGAGAACGUUGUCUCCGAGCAUGGAGAGAAAGCUCCCAAUGUGGUUUACAAAGGGACGCUCGACGAUGGCCGUUGGAUUGCUGUUAAGCGCUUCAACCGAUCAGCUUGGCCCGAUUCGCGCCAAUUUCUGGAGGAAGCUAGAGCUGUGGGGCUGCUCAGGAACGAGCGUUUGGCGAAUUUGAUCGGGUGCUGCUGCGAGGGUGAUGAGAGAUUGCUUGUGGCUGAGUUCAUGCCCAAUGAAACUCUCUCAAAGCAUCUUUUCCAUUGGGAGACCCAGCCGAUGAAAUGGGCAAUGAGGUUGCGAGUGGCUUUGUAUCUUGCACAAGCUUUAGAUUAUUGCAGCAGUAAAGGGCAGGCAUUGUACCAUGAUCUUAAUGCUUACAGAGUCCUAUUCGAUCAGGAUGGGAAUCCCAGACUCUCCUGCUUUGGUCUAAUGAAGAAUAGCAAAGAUGGGAAGAGCUAUAGUACCAACCUGGCUUUCACCCCUCCAGAGUACUUGAGGACAGGAAGAGUGAUACCAGAAAGUUUGGUUUACAGCUUUGGUACCCUGUUGCUUGAUCUGCUCAGCGGGAAACAUAUCCCUCCAAGUCAUGCACUUGACCUGAUACGGGGCAGAAACUUUUUGAUGCUGAUCGACUCGUGCUUGGAAGGUCAUUUCUCAAAUGAUGAUGGGACUGAGCUGGUGAGGUUAGCUUCACGAUGCUUGCAGUAUGAACCUCGUGAGAGGCCAAAUGCCAAGUCUCUUGUGACUGCCCUCAUUCCUCUUCAAAAAGAAACUGAGGUUCCAUCAUAUGUUUUGCUGGGUAUUCCGCAUGGAAAUGCGCCUCUGAAUCAGACAUUGCUAUCACCGCUAGGUGAAGCUUGCUCAAGACUGGAUCUUACUGCAAUACAUGAAAUACUGGAGAAACUUGGAUACAAGGAUGAUGAAGGGGUUGCAAAUGACCUUUCUUUCCAAAUGUGGACAAAUCAAAUACAAGAGACAUUGAAUUCUAAGAAGCAUGGGGAUGCUGCAUUUCGAGCUAAGGAUUUUGUUACCGCGAUAGAUUCUUACACAGAAUUCAUUGACGGUGGGACCAUGAUAUCGCCAACUGUGUUUGCUAGACGUUGCUUAUGUUACUUGAUGAAUGAUAUGGCACAAGAAGCUCUUGGAGAUGCUAUGCAAGCCCUAGUAAUAAACCCUGAAUGGCCCACUGCCUUCUAUCUUCAAGCAGCUGCCCUAAAGAGCCUAGGGAUGGACAAUGACGCGCAGGAAACUCUAAAAGAUGGAACGUCGUUUGAAGUAAAAAAAAGUAAAAGCUGA
This is a messenger RNA of Prunus armeniaca (apricot), 1473 nucleotides long. The record is from the annotation of a GenBank genome assembly. NCBI's taxonomy places the organism in Eukaryota, Viridiplantae, Streptophyta, Magnoliopsida, Rosales, Rosaceae.